AUGCCUGAUGAUGUGGAGGGUGGUUGUUGGCCAGGCCCCGCGGACCUUCAUUGCUUGGAUGUGUUCUCGCGUUCUGGGAAAAUCGCACAGGCGUUCACCAGGCGCGAAUUUCGCAGUUCGCAAUUUGACAUCGCCACGAGCGUGGAGGAGGACAUUACGACAGAGAAGGGCUUCGCUACACUGAUCCUGAAGGGCCUCCGCCUCCUUCCCAACGGCUUUGUGAUGCUGGCCCCGCCAUGUAGUAUGUUCACCUUUUUCUCAAGCUCCCAACAUGGCCGUUCAUGGUGGGGCGCUUGGGGAAACCCCAUGGAUCCUUCCACGAAACUGGCCAACUUGAUCGCUGUCAACACUGUCAUUUUCAUGAUGGUGAUCAAGCGUGCCCGACGUGCGCAGAUGCUCCUGGAGCAGCCGCGGGGGUCAUGGCUUCUGAAGUUGCCGCCUGUUUUGGAGCUGAUUGCCGAAUUUCACCUCCAGAGGAUCAGCGCUCAUUUGAUUUUCUGGGGCCAUGUCCUGGAGAAACCUACAACCUUGGUGGGUGAUUUGGAAGGCAUGGACCAGCUACAGCGAACCAUGACGAAAGAUGCCAGGCGCAAGUUCCAGAAGAGGCGCAAGAAGGUCCUCUGGCUUACCCCAGAUCAUCCAAAUCACGCCAAUGCACAUCAUGGAAUGUAUGUCAAGGAUUCGAAGGGCAAGGUUCACGGAACCACUUUGCUGGCAAAGUCAGCAAUAUACCCGUACAGAUUCUGCAACGAUAUUGCCCGUCUGUGGAUGCAAAGCUGGAACCCACAGUAA
Messenger RNA from Durusdinium trenchii, 792 nucleotides. The record is from the annotation of a GenBank genome assembly. NCBI's taxonomy places the organism in Eukaryota, Dinophyceae, Suessiales, Symbiodiniaceae.